UCUGGAGAGUGGAGGACAGAAAAACUGACCUGAGAUCAGCCGAAUACUCCUCCACUUACAGCGCAAGAACGCAUGCGCAGGAGGGGCAGUAUUCUGUCAUGGCCCCGCUCAGGGAGGCAUUGUGUUGGGAGAGAAGUAUAAAAGCCCCCUUCAGCAGUACACGGUUAACGUUACUGAUGGACAUCAGUUGUUGAAUUCAGGAUGAAUGACAUGAACCUGAGUCCUGUGGGCAUGGACCAGCUCAGUGUGCCCUCAGUGAGUGCCAGCCACCUGGGUCUGCCCACCUCCCCCACACACAACCCUAUUCCCCCCCCAGGCAUGCCAGUGGCCAUCCCCAGCCUGGGUCCUUCCCUGGGCUCCCUUCCUUCUGCCCUCUCGCUGAUGCUCCCCAUGGGUCCGCUGAGUGACAGAGGAGUGAUGUGCGGCCUGCCAGAGAGGAACUACUCCUUGCCGCCGCCUCCAUACCCCCACCUGGAGAGCAGCUACUUCCGAAACAUAUUGCCAGGUAUCCUGUCCUAUCUGGCCGACCGUCCACCACCUCAAUACAUUCAUCCCAGCAGCCUUAACAUGGACGGGCCCCUCUCUGUGGCCAGCAACAAUCCUUCAGGUCUGGACCCCUACAGUGGCCCUGGAGGCCCACUGGAGCAGGGCCUGGUGUCCAUGGACUCCAGACAGGUCAGCAGCCAGGGAGACCUCCACCAGACUGGUGCUCAUGAGCUGGACUCUACAGGUUUGGCCAUGGAGUCACGUGUCAGCAGCCCCAUGUCCCCUGACCGGAUGGGAGAGGAGCUGGCCACCAUGGACGGAGUCGGGGUGGUGGCGGUGUCUGAUAACCAGCAGCAGCUCGGAGGGGGAAGGCAGCCUCAGCCGCAUGAGGGCCUGACUGGGGUGGACUCAUCUGGUGGGGUGAUGCCCCUACACGGGCCCCCUGUGCUCGAACUACCAGUGGUGAUGGAGCAGGAUCAUAUGGGGGGCCAAGUGGGGAACGCUGGGGGAGGAGGUGCAGGAGGACUUGGGGAGCAGCUCCACACAAAUGGGGAGCUGAACUCAGGCGUUGUCAGUGUGGUGCUCACUGGCUCCAUGGCCAGCCAGGGCCAACUGGAGCCGGUGUCGCUCCAUGGACACUCUGGGAUGGGGCUGGAGGCAGUAAAUGUGUCCCCCAUAACUGCAGAGGUGUCGUUGGGGCCAGAAAACAACCUGGUGCUGGUCAAUUCCACCCUGCAGCUAGAGGAUUCUACCUCCAACAAGGAGAACAUGGUCACUGCCUACACCAUCUGGUGCACACUUUGUGAGCGCUCAUAUACCUCAGACUGCCCGGAGCACGGCCCAGUCACCUUCAUCCACGACGCAGCCAUCCAAAGCCGGGCUCGCCUCUCUCUGCCGCGUCCACUGUGCCUGCGCAUCUCAGUGGCUGACGAACCGCUUGGAGUUUUUGCACGUGAUGUCAUUCCUCCAAGGACCUGCUUUGGACCAAUGGUGGGCCAGCAUUGUAGCAACGUGGAUCUCUCUGAUUGGCCAGAAAAGGACACGCCACAAAUAUGGAAGAUGUACCACAACAAUGUGCUGGAAUUCUACAUCGUGACAACAGAUGAGAAUGAGUGCAACUGGAUGAUGUUUGUCCGCAAAGCAAGGACCCGUGAGGAGCAGAACCUUGUGGCGUACCCUGCCAACGGUAAACUGUUCUUCUGUACAACCACAGAAAUCCACCCGGACCAGGAGCUGCUCUUCUACUACAGCAGAGACUACUGCAGGCUGAUGGGUGUUCCUCAGGUGCCUGAGGGCCAGAUCUGCCAAUGUGGCAAAGAGUGCUCCUCCUUCUCUGAGCUCAAGUCUCAUCUUAGCAGCCAUAACAGUAACCACAGCCAUAACCAACCUCCACACAGCCACAGCCCAUCGCAGCAGGACCACUCUCAGCAGCAGCAACAACCACAGCAACAACCACAGCAACAGCAACAAGAGCAACAACCACAGCAACACACUCACCAGGAAGAGAAGCUGACCAAUGGGACCUCGAGCUCCUCCUCUUCCCCGUGGCCCUGCCACGCCCACGCUGCAGGACAAACAAACAGUGAUAACCACAGCAGCAGGGGCAGCAGCAAUAGAAACUCUAAUAAUGUUACCUCCAGAGCAAAAGGUCAGGGUCAUGUACGGGAGAAGAAAUUCAAGUGCAGCAUGUGUUCCCGGGCUUUUAUCACAUCCACUAAGCUCAACGUGCACUUCAUGGGGCACGUGGGGAUGAAACCUCACAAGUGUGAAUACUGCAGUAAGGCGUUCAGCGAUCCCAGCAACCUCAGGAUGCACCUCAAGAUUCACACAGGUCAGAAGAACUAUAGAUGCACGGUUUGCGAGAAGUCGUUUACCCAGAAAUCCCAUGUGACGUCGCAUAUGCUCAUCCACACCGGUGCAGAGAAGCUCAAGUGUGACCUCUGUGACCGGGCAUUCAUCAGGAAACAUGACCUGAAACAACACAUGUUCUCUCACACACAUGAACGCCGGAUACAGUGCCCAAAGUGCAACAAACAUUUCCUCAAGACCAACCACCUGAAGAAGCACAUGAACUCUCACGAGGGCCGAAGAGACUUUGUCUGCGAGAAAUGCCACAAAGCUUUCCUCACCAAAUACCACCUCACCCGUCACCUCAAGAUAUGCAAAGGGCCCAAGAUGGAAAGAGUGUCCCGUAAGGAGCAGGAUGUGGAUGAGGAAGAAGAAGAAGAAGAGGAGGAGGAGGAAGAAGAAGAGGAGGAGGAUGGUAGGGGAAGAGGAGGAGGAGGCGAUAGAGUUGUUGACUCAGCCAGCAAUGAAGACUGUGGUUUAGAUGUUGGAGGAUAUAACUCUGAAAAGUCCCUGUCACCCCCUCAUUGACAACACUGUGCCUCUUGAGAUGUCUUGUUUAUUUAUUUACUUUACUACAAUACUGACGUUUACCUCUAGUUUUUGCCAAAUAUCAGUUACUUUGUCAAAUUUCAACUGCAACAUCUUAUAAAAUCUGAAUUCUACAACAUAUGUUUAGUCUCACACAAGCAUAUUAGUGCUGCUAAAAUAAUCUUUGUCAUAUGAUAAGCCAACUGAUAAAGAUCUGACUGUAUUUCUACAAAGCCACUCUAUCUUUUAAUUUACCUCAGGCCUGUGUAAUGUUGGUUGAUGGGAUUCAUAUAAGCUAUCUUUCUUUUAUUGUUUUUCCUUAUUCUGUUUUUUCCUUUGACUUACUAACAUGGGGCGAAUAGCUGAUAUUCAUUUCUAGUUGCACAAUAAUGUCAUUUAAAAUUUCUGAUGCCAUAUUCUUGCAUUUUAGUCCUGAUAUUAUGUAAUUGCUAAAUGGCCUGUGCUUUUAUUCUUUAUUUAUUAAAAGCUGAUUUUUUUCCCUUUAAUUUAAAAUGUCUGUGUGAAGUGAGCCUCUUGAAAACAGGAAUCUGGGCGUUGAUGUGAUAUUCCUCAUUGUGUGAGUGUUGACUUUCUGUUAAAAUGUUAUAGCUCCAUCCUGUCUGUUGCAUAAUGUUUUAAUAAAUGAAUAUUUACAGCUGU
Molecule: messenger RNA, 3522 nt
Organism: Siniperca chuatsi (mandarin fish)
Lineage: Eukaryota; Metazoa; Chordata; Actinopteri; Centrarchiformes; Sinipercidae
Gene: prdm4
Product: PR domain containing 4
Exons: 12
Coding region: 202-2862 (886 amino acids)
Biological process (GO): regulation of transcription by RNA polymerase II; cell fate commitment
Cellular component (GO): cytoplasm; nucleus
Molecular function (GO): RNA polymerase II cis-regulatory region sequence-specific DNA binding; histone deacetylase binding; DNA-binding transcription factor activity, RNA polymerase II-specific
Source: RefSeq, a predicted model, not a curated record